CAAGAGCCAUUGAACCAAACUAAACUCUGUAUAUAAGGGAAACUGCUUCAAGACAGGGGAUGUGGCAGCACUCCCAGUUCCAGCACUUAUGGGGCAAUGAGAACUGCAAAGUGAAACUGACAAGUCUAGGUUCAGUGUUGGAACACAGUGAAAUAAAAUGCGAUAGACUAAUUUAUUUUUCACUAUAUUGAUAGUCUACUUACAUUUAUUCUUGUAGUAAUCUAAAUCCAAGUUUGGAUGCUUUUAAUACAAUUCGACUUAAUGCUGUUCAUUUUAUGGACCAAAUUAAUGUAUGAUAGUUAUUUAAAUAUAUCCUGUGAGAUAGGUGAGGCCAAGAUUUGAAAUGGAAUGCAUGAGGACAGUAUAUAAAAAUGUGUGUACAAUUGUGCACCUGUGUAUGUUGCAUAAAUAUCAAGAUUACAUGUUUCAGAUAGGUAUUUAGGCACUAAACUCGCAAUUUGCAUGCAGAAUCACUGGAUGUGUGUACAGACACAGUGCUUGCAGGCCCAAAUGUAGGCAUAACAAAUCCUCAGGCUUUUUCUUUUUUUUUUUUACUAUUAAAUAAAAAUGUGAGAUUUACAAGUGUCCAGUAGGCAUUAGGCGGCGAUCCUGAUUAUAUAGAGAUUUAAGCAUGUGCUUAAUUUUAUGCAUGUGAGUAGUCUUAUUGCCUUCAAUGGGAACGAUUUGAGACCGUCUCCCUCUACAGGUGAAAGGCUAGCAUAGUGUCUAGCCCAUUGUGUCGGUCAGGCUCUCUUAAAAUUCAUUAGUAGGUUUAAAGAUAGCAACACCUAAAUGACAAGAUAUACUUCUGGAUUAAAUUUAGCAGUGAUGGAGCUUUGAUUUAAUAAAAAUGUCUAGACAGUAAAAAGAAACAAACAAUAUCCUACAUUCCAAUCAUAGCGCAAAUAAACUAUAUAUACUAUAUAUGAUGAUUACUUUCUUCAACAGCGAAUCAUUUAUCCCCAAAUGCAACAUUGAAGUUUUAGGGUGCCACAACUGCCUUGCAAAAUCUUAUGCCUCAAAAACUGAUUCUAUAGCUAUGAUAUUCUGAAUCUGUAACCUAUACAACCUAUUGAUUGUGUCACAUCACAUCUAUUUCAUUUUUGUUCCACAAAGACAGUAAAAGAAUUUUGAUCCUUAUGCAGUGGACUUUCUGUUAAUAGUUGGACAAUUCCUCUCUCUAGAGCUUUUCAGUGUCAUAGGAACAAAGUCAGGAUAUGAUGGCAACUGAGGAACUUCAAGCCAUUAUACAAAGAUGCCAAAUCCUAGAAGAAGAAGAUUUUAAAGGCGAAGAUUUCAAUCUUUUUCAAGUAGCAGGCCAGAAGUGCUUAGAAGAAGGUUAUGCAGCAGAAGUAUUAGAAGUAAUUCAAAAUGAGAAAAAUAAAGUUAUUGUCAAGAGUAUGGGUUGGAAUCUUGUUUGUCCUCUUGUUAGAUGUAUUUUGAGUUAUAAGCAGGAAGAUGAGAAGAGAGAACAUUGUCUGAAAAUACUAGAUCAGUUGGUGCAGCUAUGUAAUCCAAAGGAACUUUUAUUGGGUUUACUUGAGCAGAUUGAGCAGACCUCUGGAGAACAGAUAUCCCAUACUAUUCUGCUCUUGCUUCAGCCUCUGCAGACAGUUCUAUUGAAACUUCAUAGCAAGAAGUCAUACUCAGUGGGUUUAUCUUUGUCUACCAUUUUAAAUCAACUCUCUCUCCUGCCUGUACCUUACACAAAAGAACAAAUACGAGAAGAUAAACUUGGCCUCUGCCAGUGUUGCAAUGCAGUAGUGGAUUUUGCUAAACCUUUUGUGGAUGAAGUUGUUAAAAAUAUGGAAGCCUCAACAGAAAAUGUUGACGAAGAGCUCAAAGAAGAAUUGCUAAAAUUUUGUUUGAAAAGCUUGAAAUACCCCUUAUUAAUAGCACAGCUUGAUCAGCUGCAAGAAGACAUUGAAGAAGAUCCCUUAAGGCAUUUUGCAGCUGAAAUUCUAGGCAUUUUAUUAGAUAUAAAAGAAUUGUUACCAACAUUGUUUUCACACCGUGGAAGUAGAAAUCAGAACUGGGAUAAUCCGGAUUUUUUGGAUGUAGAUAGAAAGCAUUCUGCAGAUUCUUUGGCAUGUCUGUCAUAUCUGGUGUUUGUUCAGUAUUUUGGUAUUGAUUGUUUUCCAAUGGUCUUUAGUCCAUCAUACCUUCUGCAGUGCAACAUGACACACAUUGAGGUCCUAUUGGAAAGGACAGAAGAAUCUGUGUUAACUAAGGGACUUGACCUGCUUGGAAACUGUUUAUUGAGAAUGAGUGAUAAUAGCCUUCAUCAUCAGUAUUUGGAAUUCAAAGGCUUCAUUACAGCACCUCAGGGUUUGGUGAAAGUGAUGACCCUUUGUCCUAUAGAGCAUUUGCGAAAGAAGAGUUUGAAGAUAUUGCAGUUGUAUAUAGACAAGUUUGAUGCAGAGGGAAAAUACACCUUGUUCAGGUGUUUAUUGAAGACAAGCAAUCACGCUGGCGUAGAAGGCUAUGUUAUUCAAAAUAUCAAAAAUCAGAUUGAUUUAUCAUUAAAGAAAGCAAAUGACAGUAAGUGGUUUACUGGACCCCAGCUGGUUUCUCUUCUAGAUUUAGUGCUGUUGCUUCCUGAAGGGGCUGAAACAGAUCUUCUCCAAAACUCAGAUAGGAUUAUGGCCUCACUAAAUCUAUUGAGGUAUUUAGUCAUUAAGGAUAACGAAUACGACAAUCAAACUGGUAUAUGGACUGAACUUAACAAGAUUGAGCAAAAUUUCUUAAAGCCUUUGCACACAGGACUUAAUAUGUCAAAAGCACAUUAUGAAGCAGAAAUAAAGAGUAAAAAGGAAAAUAGACGAGAAUCUCACAAUUCUAAAGCAGUUUGUUCUGUAACAGUUGGUGGGGAAAAGAUGCCUAACAUGACCACUGAAAUGCAGCUUCAGGUUCUACAUUCAGCUCUUUUCACAUUUGAUUUAAUAGAAAGUGUUCUGGCCCGAGUAGAAGAACUCAUCGAAGUGAAAAUAAAAACCAUAACAUAAAUAUUGGUGGUCAAAUGAAGCACUUGGUGUCCUAAAUCCUAGUGGGUUUUUAACGCUUGCAGUACAUUAAGACGUUGGUCAUUAUGACUUUACUUGAAAGAGACAUUAUCAAGUUUUAAACAAGUCUGUUGAAGAAUUAUUUAUAAAAGGCUGCUAGAAUACUUGCAACUGCUGUUCUUUACAUGUCUUAUUACAUGUCUUUACUGUAGAAUCUGAUUAAUGGAGAUAGACAAUGUACUAAUUUCAACAAAAUAUCCCAAGCUACCCUCUCAUUGAGUUAGCUGCAGUUUUGCUAGAGUUUGGAAAUUGCAUCUGCUUGGCAUAAGAUAAUUAUAUUUUAUUAACCUUUGGAAAUGAGAGGAUGUUUUUGAUGUGUAGAAAUAGCCUUAUGUUUGCAUUACCUAGACCCCAAUAAUAAUGUUUGGAAAGUUUUGAGCUCCACAGAUGUGUAAAUACUAGGUAUUACUGCAAUUAAUAUUGCCAACCAUACUUCUAGAUUAAUAAAGACUGACUGUAAAUCAGGACUAUCCAUACUGGAGAUCUGAGCAUAGGGAUUUGAGGACAAGGGGAAGCCAUGCUUCAAAAAACACAUCCAGGACAAAACAAGAUAAGUUUAGAACUUUCCCCAGGGAAAGGUAAUAUACAUAAAGACAGUAAGCAUAUAUUUUGUAAAGAGAAACGAGAAUGCAAUUCAGUGCAUAAGCUGUUAAUGCAUAAUAUGGUCUAAAAUAUAUGGACUUGGGGGAAUCUACUCUAGGAUCAUUUUGAUUAUUCUUAUCCUCCCUAACUAUGAAGAAUCUCCCAAAGAGGUGUUUAAAUGUUUUGGAAAAUCACAGAUCACUUUGCAAUCAAACUGAAGGUAAGGCACUUGCUUUUUAAUGAUGGUUUUAUUUAAAUUGCCCAAAUUGUAAAAACAAAACAUAUAUAGGGUUUAAAAAAAAAUCCCGUAACUUUUCUCUAAGUUAGCAAAUUUGGUAUAACUCACACUAUAUAGCAUUGAAUAUCACAAUAAAUGUUAUGUAAAUUUUCAUUUAAUGCAUUAAUUAUAUACACAAAUAUUUUUAAACUGACCAUUUUUUGUACAGUUGCUGUAUUUUUUUUGAACAGACAAGAAAAGCAUUUGUAUUUUGUUUAGAAAUGUAACUCCAGAAGUUUUGAAUAAAUCUAAUUGGUACUAAGUUAGUUA
This is a messenger RNA of Trachemys scripta elegans, 4191 nucleotides long. It is a transcript of the gene GLMN, whose product is annotated as glomulin, FKBP associated protein. Gene Ontology annotation, cellular component: cytoplasm. The transcript has 19 exons. The record is from RefSeq and is a predicted model, not a curated record. Lineage: Eukaryota; Metazoa; Chordata; Testudines; Emydidae. The coding region runs from base 1218 to 3005 and encodes 595 amino acids. Gene Ontology annotation, molecular function: ubiquitin-protein transferase inhibitor activity.